AACAAAUAUUCCCAUCAAAGGGUUAUUUACGGAAAACCAGCUUACAACAAUCCGAUUCUGUAAAAUCUAACUAAAACUUCCAUAUAUUUUCUAUAUUUCUUUCGUUUUUUUCCCUCAUUCUUCUUCAAACUUACCUAAAUUACACUCUUCAUACUCCAUCCAAGCUUAGAAUAAAGAAUUCAAGGAAUAAAAGAAAAAAAAAAUGUCCGAAACAGAGGACCAAAAUCAUGAUCAGCAUACCCCAGCCAAAUACUUCUCUUCUUCUUCUUCUUCUUCAUUUUAUGUCUUCCUUAAACUCAUGUACGAUCCCCUCAAAAUUUUCUUGCAAAACAAACACAUUUUCUUUCCAAUCCUCAUUUUCUUGAACCUCCCUCUUGCUUUCCUUCUCUUCUCCCUUUCCUUCGCUUCCCGCCCUCUCAAACACCACAUCUUCCACCUCGAAUACGUUGCUGUCCUUUCUUACACGCGCUUCGAAGCGCGUCACGUCUUGAAAGAAUCCCGUGAAGAAUCACUGUCUCUCCUCCGUCUCAAACUCCUCUUUUCCUUUCCUUCCUUCAUUCUCUCUCUUCUGUCCUUCGUAUCCACCGUCCACGUCACCUCCCUCUCCCUCUCCUCUCCCCACCGCCCUUCCUUCCUCUCCACCACCACCGCCCUCAAACUCGCUUGGAAGCGGGUUGUUGUCACCUCCCUCUGUUCCUACGGCCUCUUCCUCCUCUACGUCCAACUCCCGCAGCUUUUCGCAGCCGCAUUUGGAAACCACCCUCGGAUAAGCCUAUCCAUUUUGGUAAUUGGUUUGGGUUUCGAAGUGUACAUAAUGGGGGUCUUGGGUUUGGGAAUGGUAGUGUCGACUUUAGAGGAGAAAUUCGGAUGGGAUGCAUUUAGGGUCGGGUCGAAUUCAAUGGCGGGGCGGAGAGUUUGUUGGUGGUGGAUUACUUGCAUGUUGGUAGCAGUCUCGGGAUGGAUUGGCAAUCGGUUUGAGAAGUUAACGGACAGUGACGAUUUGGUUAAGUCGGGGAUUUGGGCGGUGGUGAUGGGGUGGGAAUCGAUGGGGUUGUUGUGGUUUUACGGGGUGGUGAUAAUUUGGAGUUUUAUUGUUAGUACGGUUUUUUACGGCGAUUAUAAAAACCGGCUCAAUAAGGGUGAAAAUGAUAGCCCAAGCGGUUCGGAUGUAACUGAUUUUACGGUAGAUAUCAAGUUGAAGGAACCAGGACUGAGUACUGAGACGAUAAUGGGAGCUGAUGCAAUUGCUGAAAGUGGUGUUGAACUCGCAAUGGCGGCUGUGGCAGAGCAAGGAACCAGGACACUAAGGAGGCAGCAACAGAAUUGGAAGCUGAGCUUGAGCUGGGAAAAGAAGCUGAUAAAUCAGGAACUGAUCAUGAGGAAACAGACAAGGAGCUAAAUUUGGAGCUACAGUAGAGAAUGGGGUGCAAUGGUUGAAGCUAACUUGGAAGCUGAUUAU
Molecule: messenger RNA, 1459 nt
Organism: Durio zibethinus
Lineage: Eukaryota; Viridiplantae; Streptophyta; Magnoliopsida; Malvales; Malvaceae
Source: RefSeq, a predicted model, not a curated record